Messenger RNA from Chenopodium quinoa (quinoa), 750 nucleotides. RefSeq lists its product as uncharacterized. The record is from RefSeq and is a predicted model, not a curated record. Bases 1 to 750 code for a protein of 249 amino acids. Lineage: Eukaryota; Viridiplantae; Streptophyta; Magnoliopsida; Caryophyllales; Amaranthaceae. The transcript has a single exon.
AUGUCAACUUAUGAUAAAUUUCUUAAGGACAUUUUGAGUAAUAAAAGAGAAGUUGACUUUGUGGAAACAAUUAACAUGCCGGAAAAUUGUAGUGCAAUUAUUCAAAAUAAGUUUCCCACUAAGCUUGAAUAUCCUGGUAGUUUUUCUAUUCCAUGUGUUAUUGGGGAAAUGGUAAUUGAUUGUGCUUUGUGUGAUCUAGGUGCUUGCAUAAGCUUGAUGCCCCUCUCUUUGUGCAAAAGACUUAGCCUAGGAGAGUUAAAGCCCACUUACAUUUCCCUUCAAUUAGCCGAUCGUUCGGUUAAGAUGCCUUUGGGAAAAUUAGAGGAUGUCCCCCAUAGGGUGGGAAAACUUUACAUUCCGGUGGACUUUAUUGUGCUUGAUAUGGACGAGGACUUGAAUGUCCCCAUAAUUCUAGGUAGGCCUUUCUUAGCUACAGCGGGGGCUAUUAUUGAUGUGAAACAUGAAAAAUUGUCUUUAUUUGUUGGAAAAGAGAAAGUAGAAUUAAAAUUGAACCAAGUUAUGAAAUGUCCAUCCAACAUGGAUGCUUGUAUGCGAAUUGAUGUUGUUAAAAUUGUUAUUAAUGAAUCCAUACAAUGGAAUUUUUAUAAUACUAAUGAUUCUCUUGAGUGUGAACUUGAAAGCAAAGAUAGGUCUUGCAAUGUAGACAUGGAGAUGGAGCCAACUGAGGAGAAUCUUGACUCCAUCUCCAUGGACAAGGAAGAAGAAAACCUUGUGAUUGGAGAAAAAUAA